CAGAACCCGGAAAUACAAUGUGUGCCAGGUGACGAGUUGUUUUAACCGAAGGGCAGCAGGCUACAGUACCGUAAUGUUGUAAUAAAGAACUUAAUAGUUUAUUGCUUUGGUUGUUUUUGAACCCUUGUGAUUGAAACAACAACCUUUGAUUUAAAGCCUUCAGCCCGACAACAACAACAACAACGUUUGUUUACAUUCAUGGACAAAGAGACGUGCAGCGACAUUCGUGCUCAGUCCUCCUGGAUGGAGAUGCAUCAGUUUAUUGGUGAACUUCUCACAUCUGGAAACACCCUGAAGGAUCCGCCAGGUGUGCUGAACGCGGCGUGGGGCGUGGCCUCCGGCGCGUCACUGGAACCUCUGCAACCACCUCGACCUGCCCGGGACAAACCAGAGGCCCAGCCCGGCCGGCAGGGGCAGCCUGGGGCAUCACAGAGGAGGGCAGAUGUGCAUAAUGCCUGCACCUGCCCUGGCUGCCCGUACUCCACGUCUCCACCUUCCUUUGAGGCUUUAAAACAGAGGCAGACCUUGUCUUUGGCCCCUAACUCUGACGCAGCGUGUCACCCCAAAGACCUCAGCAGCUCUGCUCCGAUGAGCCUCAGCAUGUGUUUACCGGACACGACUGAACCGAGCUGCAGCACGACUGACCUCGGGACCAGGACGUCCAGCCGGCCGCAGAGGGAAGAAGCAGAGCGAGGGACUCAGAACCCGGAGCAGACUCCUCCUUCCAGAGCCUCCUCGGGCCCCGUGUCCCACCUCUCAAUGUUCCCCUGCUUGUGUUGCCAGAUCCUGAGGAACCAGGAGGGUUCAGACUCCCCGUUCUCUCACGCCCAUCACCAUUUCCACCACCACCACUGUCCUCUAACCUCGUGUUUGCCGUGCCCUCACUCUCACGCUCCACAGCUCUCCGGCCCGUUUCCCUGCUUGCCUUGCCAGCGCACCUUCCCCACCUGCACUCAGGUGUGUCACCACCAGCACAGACAAACACACACUCAGCAACAGGAGGAACGAGGACGGGCCGCGUCCUCCCUGCUGUCGCUGCAUCCCUGCAUGCACUGCUCCGCCUCGUUCUCCAGACCGUCCCAGCUGCUGCAGCACCAGCGCUCCGAACACACCCACAAGCCGUCCGGCUUCCUGUGCACCGAGUGCGGCCGGGCCUUCAACUCGCACAGCAACCUCCGCAUCCACCUCAACGUCCACACCGGGGCCCGGCCCUACUCCUGCUCCGACUGUGGGAAGAGUUUCAGCCAGUCUGGGGCUCUGAAGAUCCACAGGCGGAUUCACACGGGCGAAAGACCAUAUUCCUGUGGAUUCUGCGGAAGGGGGUUUCCCCAUUUAGCCGGGGUCCGGGCCCAUCAGAGGACCCACACAGGAGAGAAACCCUACUGCUGUACCCAGUGUGGGAAGUGUUUCACCCAGUCAGGAGCGCUUAAGAUCCACAUGCGCAUCCACACAGGAGAGAGACCCUUCAUCUGCAGCUUCUGUGGGAAAGGCUUUUCGAACCGCUCCGGGAUCCGGUUCCACUACCGCACGGUUCACGGACUGGCCCCCGAGCACAGCGGAGAAGCUGGGGAUGUGGAUCAGGGGCCGGCAGGCCGUGGUUAUCAACCCGGGCGUCCCAGGACGUCUGCCAGCGUUGUGCUAAAUACCCCCAACAGUCAAGAUAACAACCCCCACACGGCUCCAGACCCCAGAGAGGCUCCUGCUGCUCGUCCUGGUGGUGAGAGCAAACCUCCGUCAGAGGGAGUAAACCCAGGCAGCAGCAGCAGAGAGGGGCUUCCGUACGCAUGUGAAGAUUGUGGCCUGCGCUUUAAGGACGCCCCGUCCAGGAACAGACACCAGACACUGAUGCACUACUCCAAUGAGGGGAGAGAGGAGGAGGAGGAGGAGGAAGAGGAGGAAGAGGGGAGGAAGGAGCUGAGCACAAACCGUGAUAACAGUGCAGAGUGAAUUUAUGUUGUUGGUCCAAGAUCGAAACACCAGAAGAAAUGGUGUUGAAAUUUGAUGUGCAAUAUACAGGUGCAACUCAAUAAAUAAGAAUAUCUUGGAAAAGUCCAUUUCCAAUAGUUCAAGUCAAAUAGCUGCAACCAAGUAUUGAGUCAUAUAGGUGGACAUACUUUUCAGAGGCCAACAUUUCCAUAUUAAACAUACUUUUCAAAACUGGUCUUUUGUAAGAUUACAUUUUUUUGAGACACUGAAUUUUAGGUGUUCAUUAAAUGUAAGCCAUAAUCAUUAUACUUAGAAGAAAUUAAUGAAAUGAAGACAUGAAAUGUUUCAUUCUGUGUGUAAUGGAUCUAUAUAAUGUGUUAUUUCCACUUUUUCAAUUGAAUUACUGACAUAAAUAAACUUUUCUAUGAUAUUCUAAUUCAUUGAGAUGCACCUGUAUUAUGUAGUGAAGUAUUGGUCUUUUGAAUUUGAUCCAGCACUUCAAGCUACUAUAUCGACUAAAGUUAAGACUUUUAAUUAGAUAUAAAUAUAUAAGGAGAAUAUAUAUAUAUAUAUAUUAGGUGUAAAAUUUUGUAUAUCUGUCUAUUAGAAGCCUAGUCAUGCCUGUUUUUAAAUUCAUGAUUUGAUAGAAGUUCAUACUUAAGAUAAAGAAUGCAUCAAUACUUGUUUAAGACAAUACAAUCUCUGUUAACCCAUUGAGGCCUAAAACGCCUGUAAAACCUCUGGGCGAUUUUAAAAUCAGCCCCUAAAACCUUUAAAGUUUUUCUGGAAAUUCAACAGAAGUGUCAACGCUUCUACUAAAUAAUAGAUUUUUCAGCCUCUGUAGCAGAUAGAAAUGAAAUUCAAAAAGUAUUUGGAGCUUAUACAAAUACUACAAAACGACGUAUCCGCUUUCCAGGCUUCAAUGGGUUAAUUAUACUUUCAAUAGUAAGUACAGAAGUUAAAAUAUACGACAACCCAAAGAAUGUGGAAGAAAAAGGUCCUCAACCUGCAGCUCUUAUGAUAUUCUCUCCAGCAAUCAAGCGUCUACCAGGGACUUUUUUUUUUUGCCAUUGUAUCGAUGAUGUUUUUUUUUCUCGAAUGGUAUUGAAGUUUAAAAUUCGGGCAUCUUGUCAGCCUUACUUAACCCACUGAGGCCUGAAAAAUGGGCGAUUUUAAAAUAAGCCUCUAAUUUUCUGGAAAUUCUGGAAAAAUUCUGGAAAAAAAGUGUGAACUCUUCUACUAAAUAAUAGAUUUUUCAGCCUCUGUAGCAGAUAGAAAUGAAAUUCAAAAAGGUAUUUGAGAGCUUAUACAAAUACUACAAAACGACAUAUCCGCUUUCCAGGCUUCAAUGGGUUAAGAUUGGUUGCCAUGUUUCUAUCAGUGAGGGAACCAGCUGCCUGUUUGUGCUGCAGGCUUCAAAUAUUUUAAACAACCUCUUACACCGUACCGCUGCAAUUACACACCAGGCCAACUUUUUAAGUAUUUUCUUAAUACACUUGUUUUAUUGUGCCUUACUCAGCAGUGGAAGAGGUUAGCGAAUUCAUCGCCAAAUGUUACACCACAAAGCUUGUAAAAGUAUUUCUAGAAAAUUAAAUUAUGUCUUUGAGGUUUUUUUUAGUCACAUUUUAAGAUAAUAGAGGACACCUGACCCUUGAUGCCUUGUAUGUAAAGGCCAAAGUACAAUUUUCUAUCUUUACCUUCUUUGUGAACAGCAAUGUCAUGAAUUGUUUAUUUAAAUUACAUUUUCUUUUUAGUAAUUGUAUCUGUUUAACCCUUUGAUGCACAACAUGGGUCUAAAGUGACCCGAUUAAGUUUUUAUAUUGUUUAUCUUUGCAAUGAAUUCAUUUCAUUUUGCAGGUUUUCCUCAAAUAACUUGUUUUACAUCCUAAUGUUUUUGUUUUCAUUUCUUAAAAAUGUCUUUAAAACCUGACAAAGAAGACACAAAUAUUAACUAUCCUAUUUUGUUAAAUUGGUGUUUUGCCAAUGAAAAUUAUUAUUUGGUGGCUCUAAUAAGUCUCAAAUGUUAAAAUAAGUGAUUUUCCAAUGUAAUCUGGUGGUUCUAACAACUAUUUUAAAGUUAAACCUUCAAAAUAAGACAAAUAUAGUUACACAUAUACUGAAAUUGUUAAAUUCACUUUUUGUAUCACUACGCAAAAACUAUUUUUCUUAAAGUAUGAAAGGAAGAAUUGAUAUAAUAACUGUUGUAAUAAUGCGAUUCAUUUUUGACCCAUGUUGUGCAUCA
This is a messenger RNA of Centropristis striata (black sea bass), 4168 nucleotides long. RefSeq lists its product as uncharacterized. The transcript has 3 exons. Gene Ontology annotation, molecular function: RNA polymerase II cis-regulatory region sequence-specific DNA binding; DNA-binding transcription factor activity. The record is from RefSeq and is a predicted model, not a curated record. Bases 199 to 1947 code for a protein of 582 amino acids. NCBI's taxonomy places the organism in Eukaryota, Metazoa, Chordata, Actinopteri, Perciformes, Serranidae. Gene Ontology annotation, biological process: regulation of transcription by RNA polymerase II.